GUGUCCCACCAGCCCAAUUGACGGGAGAAGUCGCAAGAGCUAUUGGCGCCCGAAGCCACCCGGAAAUUCAAACUGUUUAAAUGGUCUUGCAGAAAUGUAAGCAUUCAAACUUUCAAACUGCUUCGAGAUAUCCAUCCACCUCCCGCACUACAUAUAUUCCUUCCAUGGCUGGGCUCCUCCCCUGCUGACGAGAUCACGAGAGCGAGGAGGGAAGGGAGAGAGAGCAGCAGAAGAGGAGGAGGUUAGGCAUGGAGGGAGAGAGGGGUUGGAGCAUCGAGGGCUAUCUGAACGAGUACUUCGACAUCCCCGCCAAGAACCCGCCGAGCGACGCCCGCGGCCGGUGGCGCCGCGCCGUCGGCCUCGUCGUCCGCAACCGCCGCCGCCGCUUCCGCGCCUUCUCCGCCCUCCAGGGCCACGCCCUCGACGACGCCCAGCGCCGCAAGAUCCUGGGAAAAGUUCAGGUUGUAAUUAACGUGCACAGGGCAGCGCUGCAAUUUAUCGAUGGCAUAAAACACCACUUAACACAUGAGCUUACCGAGGAAGGAUUUUGCAUCAACCCAGAUGAACUGGCAGCAAUUACUGGCAUGCAUGAAGAUCCAAGGAUCCUCAAGGUGCAUGGUGGAACCAAUGGAAUAUCUAGGAAAAUCAAAGCUUCUUUGGAGGAUGGUGUCAAGGAAACUGAAAUAGCAACCAGGCAGAAACUUUAUGGCACUAACGAACAUGCUGAGAAGCCCCCUAGAAGCUUCUGGAUGUUUGUAUGGGAUGCAUUACAUGACCUGACUUUGAUUAUUCUGGUGGUGUGUGCUCUGGUUUCUCUAGUGGUUGGCCUAGCCACCGAGGGGUGGCCAAAGGGUAUAUACGAUGGUCUUGGCAUAAUAUUCAGCAUUUUACUGGUGGUACUUGUUACUGCAUCCAGUGAUUACAAGCAGUCAAGAAAGUUCAUGGAACUGGACCAUGAAAAGCAGAAGAUAUAUGUUCUUGUCACUAGAGAUAAGAAAACCAAGAAGGUUUUAAUUCAUGACUUGGUAGUCGGUGAUAUCUUACAUCUUUCGAUAGGUGAUGUGGUUCCUGCGGAUGGCUUGUUUAUAUCUGGCUACAGCCUACUGAUAGAUGAAUCUAGCUUGUCAGGUGAGAGUGAGCCAGUUCAAGUUUCUGAAGAAAAACCUUUUCUCCAUGCUGGGAGUAAAGUGGUAGAUGGGACAGCUAAGAUGCUAGUCACUGCCGUCGGUUCGCGUACCGAGUGGGGAAAAAUCAUGGGCACUCUUAAUGAAGAUGGAGUUGAUGAAACUCCUUUGCAAGUUAAGCUCAACGGUGUGGCUACAAUCAUAGGGCAGAUUGGUCUUGUGUUUGCUAUUCUCACGUUUGUAGUACUUCUAACAAGGUUCUUGGUUGACAAGGGAAUGCAUGUUGGUUUGCUGAGUUGGUCGGCGAAUGACAUGUUGACAAUAGUCAACUACUUUGCUAUUGCAGUGACCAUCAUUGUCGUCGCAGUUCCUGAGGGUCUACCGUUGGCUGUGACCCUUAGUCUUGCAUUUGCCAUGAAGAAGUUGAUGAAUGACAAAGCAUUAGUCAGGCAUCUCGCAGCAUGUGAAACCAUGGGUUCAGCCAGUUGUAUUUGCACUGAUAAGACCGGAACUUUGACAACCAACCACAUGAUCGUUGAUAAGAUUUGGAUCAGUGAUGUAUCCAAGUCUGUUAAUGGGGACAGAAACAUCACUGAGCUAAAAUCUGCAAUUUCAGGAGGAGUCGUGGAAAUACUUAUGCAAGGCAUAUUUGUGAACACUGGAUCCGAGGUGGUGAAAGGAGAUGACGGCAAAAACACCAUCUUGGGCACACCAACUGAAGCAGCAUUGUUGGAGUUUGGCUUGACCUUGGAAGGAGAUCGCUUUGUUGAAUACAAUAAGCUCAGGAGAGUAAGAGUAGAGCCUUUUAAUUCAGUCAAGAAAAAUAUGUCUGUGAUAAUACAGUUACCAAAUGGAGGCCUCCGAUCUUUCUGUAAAGGUGCGCCAGAAAUUAUUCUAGAAAAUUGUGAUGCUGUCCUCAAUGGCGAAGGAAAUAGAGUGCCACUGUCAGAAACUCAAAAGCAAAAUGUCUUAGAUAUUAUCAAUUCGUUUGCUUCUAAGGCACUGAGAACACUUUGCAUCUCAUUUAAGGAUCUUGAUGAAAUUUCUGAAGAGCAAACUAUACCAGAUAAUGGUUACACACUAAUAGCACUUUUUGGAAUAAAGGACCCAGUUCGCCCUGGUGUCAGGGAUGCAGUGAUGACCUGCAUGGCUGCUGGUAUUACGGUGAGAAUGGUGACAGGGGACAACAUUAACACCGCUAAAGCCAUUGCCAAGGAAUGUGGAAUAUUAACUGAGGAUGGAAUAGCAAUAGAAGGAAGAGAGAUCCACGAUAAGAGCUCAGAUGAACUGAAGGAGCUCCUGCCAAAGAUUCAGGUAAUGGCCCGCUCCUUGCCUAUGGACAAAUACAAACUGGUAACAAGCCUGAAAAGCAUGUAUCAAGAGGUUGUUGCAGUUACUGGUGAUGGAACCAAUGAUGCCCCGGCACUGUGUGAAUCAGACAUUGGACUGGCAAUGGGUAUUGCUGGCACUGAGGUGGCAAAAGAGAACGCCGACGUUAUAAUAAUGGAUGACAAUUUCAAAACUAUUGUAAAUGUUGCUAGGUGGGGUCGUGCGGUUUACUUGAACAUUCAGAAGUUUGUCCAAUUCCAACUUACAGUUAAUAUAGUGGCUCUGAUAGUGAAUUUUGUCUCCGCAUGUGUCACAGGGACUGCACCGCUUACUGCUGUCCAGUUGCUAUGGGUUAAUAUGAUCAUGGAUACAUUGGGAGCCUUGGCCUUGGCCACGGAGCCGCCAAAUGAUGAGAUGAUGAAACGGCUGCCUGUAAGGCGGGGAGAUAGUUUCAUCACUAAGGUUAUGUGGAGAAAUAUUCUUGGCCAGGCUUUGUAUCAGCUCCUUGUAUUGGGUACUCUCAUGUUUGCUGGGAAGAGACUCUUAAAUAUUGAAGGUCCUACUGCUGAUAGGACCAUCAACACUCUCAUAUUCAACUCUUUUGUCUUUUGCCAGGUUUUCAAUGAAAUAAAUAGUAGGGAAAUGGACAAGAUUAAUGUCUUCCGAGGGAUAUUCAGAAAUUGGAUCUUUGUUGGUAUAUUGUCGGCUACAGUUAUAUUCCAAGUGCUCAUAGUGGAACUUCUUUGUACUUUUGCAAACACUGUGCCAUUGAGUUCGGAAUUAUGGUUGUUCAGUAUCGUUCUUGGCUCGAUUAGUAUGAUCAUCUCCGUGAUCCUCAAAUGCAUUCCUGUUGAAAAUGGGAAGAGAGAUAUCAAGCCCCGUGGGUAUGAACUGAUUCCUGAAGGCCCAGAAACUCUGUAGUUUCACGGAGCACACAAAUUCUGCUGUUUCCACGGUGACAGCCCCCACCCAUAAGCUCUUGUGUUCUUUCACUGUGUUAAGGACUUUGUAUUCUCUGUCAGAGCCUCUCCAUCAGUGGUUUUGUAAAACAAACUGUGGCAACCCAAUCCAUCACAACGGAAUGUACCUAAGCCAAUAUAGUUUUGUUGAGCAUAGCCUCAGAAAUCAGCUAUCACGAUUAUACUGAAGCGUGUCAGAGUUAUCGCCAAAAUAUAUGGUAUGAGAUUCAGCAUCGACCGUGGAAAGUGCCAAGAUGAUCAGAUAAGUUCAGACAGUGAAGCAUCGGUGACUGGAAACAGGGAAGCAUUAGGUUAGGCCGCCUGUGUAUUACUCCCUCCGAUCCAUAAUGUAUAAAGUUCUACUAAAUCAACGACACUUAUUAUGGAUUAGAGAAAGUACUCCCUCCGUCUCAUAUUAACUGGCCAAAUAUAAAUGUAUCUAUGUUUAAAUAGGGUCUAGAUACAUGUAAUAAAAAGUCAGUUAAUACGGGACGAGUUAUGACUGUACAUGGAUUUUUAUUUUGGUACAUAGCUUCCACCGGACAUAUAGCUUUGAUGCCUUCUCUUGCGUCUUGAAAUCUGAAAGUACAGUUUUGUAACUCUAGUGACUGAUAAUUGUUUAGAUGGCACUUCAAGAACUCCUUGAAGCAAUAUUGGCAUUCA
Brachypodium distachyon (stiff brome) is the source of this 4075-nucleotide messenger RNA. RefSeq names its product probable calcium-transporting ATPase 6, plasma membrane-type. The transcript is spliced from 7 exons. Gene Ontology annotation, biological process: calcium ion transmembrane transport. NCBI's taxonomy places the organism in Eukaryota, Viridiplantae, Streptophyta, Magnoliopsida, Poales, Poaceae. The record is from RefSeq and is a predicted model, not a curated record. Gene Ontology annotation, cellular component: intracellular membrane-bounded organelle; membrane. Gene Ontology annotation, molecular function: P-type calcium transporter activity; calmodulin binding; ATP binding. Bases 249 to 3374 code for a protein of 1041 amino acids.